GAUUGAAUAGUAACUAAAAAUAUUCUUCAAUGGUGGGCACUAACUCAAACUCAAAAACAAAGCAACGAAGAUGUAGGACAUAAUAUCUUAGGAUUGCCCUAAUGAUUACCCAAUCUAGCUCCACUUGCAACACAUCAGCUAUUCUUCCAAAUUUCUUGUCAAACCUCACUUUGUCAAGAUUGUGUAGAUUGUUCCAAGCAACAACCAAGUCUUUUACAGAAGGUCUUUUAGUCUGUACAGAGAAUCCAUCCUUGUGUGACUUGUUGGACAACAGUAGACAUUGGAGCUAAGAACUCAUCCUUUUUCCCUUAUUGUCCCUUUUCUUCAAAGAAUCCAUGUGUAAAAUAAUCAAUUAUCUAUUUAUUAAAGUAGAAAGAUGAGUUAAUAAAUAUCAUACCUCUUU
Rubroshorea leprosula is the source of this 403-nucleotide messenger RNA. The record is from the annotation of a GenBank genome assembly. NCBI's taxonomy places the organism in Eukaryota, Viridiplantae, Streptophyta, Magnoliopsida, Malvales, Dipterocarpaceae.